AUGAAUUCAAAUACAAUCAAUCCAAUUCAACCAUCUUCUUAUGUCGGGUUCGAUACUAUUACAAAUCAAAUUGAACAUCGUCUAUUAAAGAAAGGUUUCCAAUUCAAUAUUAUGGUAGUAGGUAGUUCUGGUUUAGGUAAAAGUACUCUAAUUAACACUUUAUUUGCAUCUCAUUUAAUUGAUUCCUCCACAGGUAAAGAUAUUACUCAAUUGCCAGUCUCAAAAACUACUGAAAUUAGAGUCUCCACUCAUGCCUUAGCUGAAGAUAAAGUUCGUUUAAACGUAAAUGUCAUCGAUACUCCAGGUUUUGGUGAUCAUAUCAACAAUGAUAAAGCAUGGGAACCAAUUGUUAAAUAUAUUAAAGAACAACAUUCUCAAUAUUUGCGUAAAGAAUUGACCACUAAUAGAGAAAGGCAUAUCCCUGAUAGUCGUGUUCAUGCAAUCUUAUAUUUCUUACAACCAAACGGUAAAGGUUUGUCUAAAUUAGAUGUAGUUGUAUUGCAAAAAUUAACUGAAAUCGCAAACGUUAUUCCAGUCAUUGGGAAAUCUGAUACUUUAACUUUAUCUGAAAGAACAAGAUUUAGAAGAAUCGUUCAAAGAGAAUUUAAAAAAUAUCAUUUAAGAAUUUAUCCUUAUGAUUCUUCAGAUUUAGAAGAUGAUGAAAUAGAAUUAAAUCAAAGUAUAAGAUCAAUUGUUCCAUUCGCUGUAGUUGGGGCAGAAAGAGAAAUUGAAGCAAAUGGUGAAACUUUUAGAGGUAGAAAGACUCGUUGGGGAUUAAUUAAUAUAGAUGAUAUUAAUCAAUGUGAAUUUGUCUAUUUAAGAGAAUUUUUGAUUAGAACUCAUUUACAAGAUUUAAUUGAAACAACUUCAUUCGUUCAUUACGAAGGUUUCAGGGCAAGACAAUUAUUAGCUUUAAAGGAAAAUGCCAAUAGUCGUGCAUCUGCUCAUAUGUCAACUACUAAUAGUACUUACCAACAUUAA
Messenger RNA from Henningerozyma blattae CBS 6284, 981 nucleotides. It is a transcript of the gene CDC10, whose product is annotated as septin CDC10. The record is from RefSeq and is a predicted model, not a curated record. Bases 1 to 981 code for a protein of 326 amino acids. Gene Ontology annotation, molecular function: GTP binding; GTPase activity; molecular adaptor activity. NCBI's taxonomy places the organism in Eukaryota, Fungi, Ascomycota, Saccharomycetes, Saccharomycetales, Saccharomycetaceae. Gene Ontology annotation, cellular component: septin complex; septin ring; microtubule cytoskeleton. Gene Ontology annotation, biological process: cytoskeleton-dependent cytokinesis. The transcript has a single exon.